This is a messenger RNA of Polychytrium aggregatum, 3833 nucleotides long. Its product is annotated as carbamoyl-phosphate synthase. The record is from RefSeq and is a predicted model, not a curated record. Gene Ontology annotation, molecular function: ATP binding; aspartate carbamoyltransferase activity; dihydroorotase activity. The coding region runs from base 100 to 3795 and encodes 1231 amino acids. The transcript is spliced from 2 exons. Lineage: Eukaryota; Fungi; Chytridiomycota; Chytridiomycetes; Polychytriales. Gene Ontology annotation, biological process: UTP biosynthetic process; 'de novo' pyrimidine nucleobase biosynthetic process; L-citrulline biosynthetic process. Gene Ontology annotation, cellular component: cytoplasm; cytosol.
CAUUCCCAUCAGCCCCCCCCUUGUUCCUGUAUCCCGUAAUUCCGCGGCCUUCUCCCAGACUUCUUCCUCUCCAACCCCUUUGAUCCUCCUGCUCCCCCAAUGCUUUACCGCGCCUCGGCUCUCAAGAGCAUCGGCUCCCUUUUCCGCCCUGCUCCUCGAACUCUGGUUCUUUCUCGCGGCUAUCACGCCUCCCAAACUGCCACGGCUGCCUUCCCUGCAGCCGCUGCUGGCUCGCAGAUCCUCCCUGCCAGCCACUUUGAGGGCCCCGAAGCCUUCCGCAAGUAUGUCCUCGGAAUCUUUACCGGCUCCAUAAACGCCCAGGCGCAGCCUUUCCGUCGCAACCAUGCGGCUGCAGACACUGUGCUCAUGCACUCGUCUCUCAAGUCCGAGCCGGCUGCCAAGCGAGUCUUGAUUGUCGGUUCCGGCGGCCUGUCGAUUGGCCAAGCCGGAGAGUUUGAUUACUCUGGAUCCCAAGCGAUCAAGGCUCUGAAGGAGGAGGGUGUCCAAACCAUCCUCAUCAAUCCCAACAUUGCCACGGUCCAGACCGGCAAGGACUUGGCCGAUACCGUCUACUUCCUUCCCGUCAACCCCGAGUACAUUGAGUACGUCUUGGAGAAGGAGAAGCCAGACGGCAUCCUCCUCACCUUUGGCGGUCAAACGGCCCUCAACUGCGGUGUUGCUCUGGAGCACAACGGCGCCCUCAAGCGACAUAACGUCAAGGUUCUCGGCACCCCCAUCCGCACCCUUGAGCUCAGCGAGGAUCGCGAUCUGUUUGCGAAAGCCUUGAUGGAAAUCGGCAUCCCGGUGGCGCGCUCAACCGCAGUCGAGACCGUCGAUGCUGCCCUGGAUGCUGCCCAGGAGAUUGGGUAUCCUGUGAUUGUCCGCUCGGCCUUCUCUCUCGGUGGUCUCGGCUCUGGCUUUGCCAACGACGAGCACGAGCUGCGCCAGCUGGCGACCAAGUCUCUGUCGCUGGCACCCCAGAUCCUCGUCGAGCGAUCGAUGAAGGGCUGGAAGGAGGUCGAGUACGAGGUUGUGCGCGAUGCCGAAAACAACUGCAUCACGGUCUGCAACAUGGAGAACUUUGACCCCCUCGGCAUCCACACGGGCGAUUCCAUCGUCGUCGCCCCCAGUCAGACGCUCACCGAUGAGGAGUACCACAUGCUCCGCACAGCCGCCAUCAAGAUCAUCCGCCACCUCGGCGUGGUGGGCGAGUGCAAUGUUCAGUAUGCCCUGAACCCCAACAGCCUCGAGUAUGCCGUCAUCGAGGUGAACGCCCGUUUGUCUCGCAGCAGUGCCCUGGCUUCCAAGGCCACCGGCUAUCCGCUGGCCUUUGUUGCGGCAAAGAUCGCACUUGGUGCCUCGCUCCCUGAUUUGCGCAACAGCGUCACGCGCACCACCACCGCCAACUUUGAGCCGUCCCUCGACUACAUUGUCACCAAGAUUCCGCGCUGGGAUCUCAGCAAGUUCCAGCACGUGGCUCGCGACAUUGGCUCGUCGAUGAAGUCGGUCGGCGAGGUCAUGGCCAUUGGCCGCACCUUUGAGGAGAGUCUGCAGAAAGCGAUCCGCCAGGUGGAUCCCUCUUUCGAAGGCUUCCAGGGCCUGCCCUUUGAGAACUUGGACGAGAUGCUGCGCAACCCCACGGACCGGCGUCUCUUUGCCAUUGGACACGCCAUGAUCAACUGCGGCUACACCGUCGACCAGGUGCAUGAGCUAACCAAGGUCGAUAAGUGGUUCUUGUACAAGCUCGAGAACCUGGUCAAUAUCCGCAACGAGCUCGGCAAAUACCAAGGCCCCGUCCCUGGUCCCGAGACCUUUGCUGUCGGCGCCGAGGGCCCCGAGAUUACCGCGCCUGUCCCUACCACAGACUACAAGCAUCACACCUCCACCGUCCCAGUGCCUCUGCUCGAGCUCGCCAAGAAGAGUGGCUUCUCGGAUAAGCAAAUCGCCAAGUACACAGGCUCGACCGAGUUGGCCGUGCGCUCCCUCCGCAAGUCGCACGGCAUCAUCCCGUACGUCAAGCGCAUUGACACGCUUGCUGCUGAGUUCCCGGCUUCCACCAACUACCUUUACACGACCUACAACGCCACCUCGGAUGAUGUCGAGUUCAAUGACAAGGGUAUCAUGGUCCUGGGUUCGGGCGUCUAUCGCAUCGGCUCGUCAGUUGAAUUUGAUUGGUGUGGCGUCAGCUGCAUCCGCUCCCUGCGCCAGCUUGGCCAUCGCACCGUCAUGGUCAACUACAAUCCCGAGACGGUCUCGACCGACUUUGAUGAGUGCGACCGCCUCUACUUUGAGGAGCUUAGUUUCGAGCGCGUCAUGGAUAUCUAUGAGCGCGAGCACUCCUCCGGUGUGGUUGUGAGUGUCGGCGGUCAGCUUCCGCAAAACAUUGCCCUCAAGCUCUGGAAUAACGGCGUCAAGGUCCUCGGCACCUCUCCCGUCAACGUUGACCGAGCAGAGGAUCGCCAAAAGUUUUCGCAGAUGCUCGACGCCAUUGGUGUUGACCAGCCCGAAUGGAAGGAGCUCUCCUCGCUCGACGAUGCCGUCGGCUUUGCCGAUAAGGUUGGAUUCCCGGUGCUCAUCCGGCCGUCGUACGUCCUCUCGGGUGCCGCCAUGAAUGUGGCUCACGACCGCCAAGCCCUGCUGCACUACCUUUCGCUGGCCUCGGACGUGAGCCCAGAGCAUCCUGUUGUGAUUACAAAGUUCAUCCAAGGCGCCCAGGAGCUCGACGUCGAUGCCGUGGCCCAUGGUGGCAGUCUGCAAGUCUACGCCGUCUCGCAGCAUGUCGAGAACGCCGGUGUGCACUCUGGCGAUGCCACCCUGGUGCUUCCUCCUACGUACGAGCACGAAAACAAGGACUACAACGGCAUCGGCCUCCGAGGAAUCACCCCUGAGAUCGUGGCGGACUGCAAGGCCAUUGCCGAGAAGGUCGCCGCGGCCUUCAAGAUCUCAGGCCCGUUCAACAUGCAAAUUAUUCUCCAACGCGACGACGCCACAGGCAAGCACGCCCUCAAGGUCAUUGAGUGCAACCUGCGCGCCUCUCGCUCGUUCCCGUUCGUCUCCAAGGUCUUUGACACCAACUUUAUCGACAUUGCCACCCGCGCCAUCGUCAACGACGCCUCGCUCUCGAGUGUCGUCCCUAAACAAGAUCUGAUGACGGUCGAGCGCAACUACAAGGCCGUCAAGGUCCCUGUGUUUUCAUGGACCCGGUUGGCGGGAGCCGACCCCAUGCUUGGUGUCGAAAUGGCUUCUACCGGCGAGGUGGCUUGCUUUGGCCGCGACGUCAAGGAGGCGCUCUUCACCGGCCUCUUCAGCAACCAUAACAACUUCAAGCUCCUGCCGAUGAAGGCCGAGAGCGGCGUGCUCAUUGGAAUCGAUGCGCUGACCAACCUCACUGAGCUGUACUAUGUCGCCCAAAAGCUCUCUGGAAUGGGCUACCGGAUCUACACCGACAAAGAAUCCACCACGGAUCUGCUCAAGACCCAGGACAUUGCUAGCGAGCCGUUUGUGGCCGGCCCUGAGAGCGCCUUGGUCAAGGUCUUUGGCGACCGACGAGCGUCAAAGGCCCUGUUUGUGGAGCGCGACAUUCAGUUGGUGAUCUCGCUGGCCGCCAAGCGACCCGAGCACGUCGAUGACAUUGAUUACCUGGUACGCCGGAGCGCUGUUGACUUUGGCGUCGCCCUCGUCAACGAAACCAAGGGCGCUGUCGUCUUGGUACAGGCUCUGGAUGAUUAUGUCAAGAGCGGCACCAAGACCAAGCCCCAAGGCGUUAAGAGCUGGGACGAAUGGAUGUCUGCUUGAGCAAGAAAGCACAGCGCUGAUUCGUGGGGACUCGCUGG